Molecule: messenger RNA, 2221 nt
Organism: Apis florea (little honeybee)
Lineage: Eukaryota; Metazoa; Arthropoda; Insecta; Hymenoptera; Apidae
Product: esterase FE4
Source: RefSeq, a predicted model, not a curated record
ACGAAAUAACAACGAUAAUAAUUGGAUAAAAACUUAGUGGAAAAAAAAUGAGUGAUUUAAUAGUAAUAGUACAAGAAGGGAAAUUAAAAGGUGCGGAACUAGAAAGUAGCCUAGGCUCCCCGUACAUCGCUUUCAGAGGAAUACCUUUCGCUGCUCCUCCCAUUGGAGAGCUCAGAUUCAAGGACCCGCAACCACCUGAACCAUGGACUGGCGUAAAGGACACAUCCGAAGUUAACGAGUACAUCUGCCCCCAGGUCCAAGAUGCUCCACCAUUGAUUAUCGGCAACGAGGAUUGCCUUUAUCUAAACGUCUAUACUAAUUCCCUUGCUCAAUCAAAGAAAUCAGUCAUGUUCUGGAUUCAUGAUGGUGCAUUCACAAUAGGCUCCUCAAGCUUUCAGCACUUCAGACCUGAUUAUUUGCUCGCGAAAGACGUUGUCGUCGUCACGACUAACUACAGGCUCGGAGCAUUCGGAUUUCUGAAUCUGGGUCACAAAGUGGCGCCAGGGAAUCAAGGGUUGAAAGAUAUAAUCGCGGCGUUGGAAUGGGUGAGGGAAAAUAUUGCCAGCUUCGGCGGAGAUCCCGAUAACGUGACGAUUUUCGGGGUUAGCGCCGGGGCAGCUUUAACUCACGCUUUGCUCAUGUCGCCGCGCGCAAAAGGAUUAUUCCACAAAGCGAUCGUGCAAAGUGGAUCGAUGCGAAGUUUUUGGGCGAUUAAUCAAAGCCGUCCCGAGCGUGGCUUCAAUUUGGCCAAGUAUCUUGGAAAUUUGUCCAACGAUCCUGUCGAAGUAGUCGAAUUCCUGCGGACAAUAUCCGCCGAGGAUAUCGUACGCGCCCAGACAGCUCUCCUGUCGCAAGAGGAAAGAUUAAGUUUUAACCUUGCUUUUGGAAUGAAUAGCGACGAAAUAGCGGAGAAUCCUGUUUUACCAGAAUCUUUGGAAGAAUUAAUUAAAAAAGAGGUAGACAUUCCCGUGAUGGCCAGCCACACGUCCAACGAGUUCAUUAUGUUUUUGCAAAAUAAAAGCGAACAGCUCAUACGUUUAUUCAAUUCGUAUCUAUUGACGCAUGUGAAAAACUUAGGAUCGUUGAAGAUGUUGGAGGAUGAGAAAGUUAAAAUUUUAUACAAAUCGGUGAAGGAGCGUUACUUCAACGGGAACUCGAUCACCGCCAAUGAUUUCAACGAAUUGACGGAAUUUUUGGGCAACGUUUAUUUUGCCAUUCCCGCGAUCCUGUGGCUGCAGGAUCGAAUAAGAAGGGUAACUUCACCCAGCUACUUUUGCAAAUUUUCGUACGUUGGCAAUGAGAAAACACCCACCGAUUUGCUGGUGAAACGACAAGCUUCUGGAACAUCUCACGUGGACGAUAUCGCUUACUUGUUAUAUUUGCCCAAGUGUAAAGUUGAAAAUCCGGAUCCACCGGCGGUUGGAACGAAGGACAGGAUCACGUUGGAACGAAUGACCAGGAUGUGGACGAAUUUCGCUAAAACGGGAGAUCCCGUCUCGGUUAAAGACGAGUUUGUCAACGUCGAUUGGAAUCCCGUAACCACGGACGAAUUUUAUUAUUUGGACAUUGGGGAGGAGUUACGAAUUCUCCCCGUCCCGGAACAUUUAUUAUUCUUCGAACGGGCUUUAUAAUUUUUUUAGGAUUGACGAAAAAUUGAUUUGUAUCGAAUUUUUAUUCCAUUUUAUUUAUAUAUAUAUAUUUAUAACAAUACAUUUUUAAUCGCCUUCUUGCCCUCAGAUGCAAGAUGGCCAAAUGAUGCAAAGGAUGUAAUAAAUACACUUGUUACACUUCUACCUCUUGUAAAAUGUUAUUGACAGCUAUUUACACGCAUCGACUAAGCAGACGGAAUCUUAUCUCGUUUGCCGUGUAUCUGGGAAUACCUGAUACGAAACUCUGAAAUCAUCAAACAGAAUCUACGGAGCAAAGAAUGUAAAUCUCGAAAAAAUCGAGUCUUGUUUUCGCGGAAAAUUUUUUUUUUAAUUUCGAUUAAAAGGAAGACAAUACAAGAUGAGACAAUACAGCGUAAUAAUUACGUUUACUUAAAUUAAAUACGUAUCAUUUUUUUUUUAUUAAACCGUUUAUGCUAAAAGCGAACUGCUUAAACAUUUUUUUUCUUUUUUCGUUUUCUCGUAUCAUGAAUAUGUGCACGUUUUUUUUUUCUUCUUUAAAUUAACUUGUCUUAACAACAUAUGUGCGUUUCGAGAUUUAAAAAAAAAAAAAA